Messenger RNA from Terrapene triunguis (Three-toed box turtle), 728 nucleotides. Its product is annotated as dirigent protein 10-like. The transcript is spliced from 3 exons. The record is from RefSeq and is a predicted model, not a curated record. Lineage: Eukaryota; Metazoa; Chordata; Testudines; Emydidae. The coding region runs from base 56 to 490 and encodes 144 amino acids.
AGCUGGCCCAGAGCGUGGCCCACCUGAGCGACGCCCUGAAACGCAGCGAGGCCGAAUGCCAGGAGCAGCGGGCCAGGGCAGGGCGCUGUGCCCGGGAGCUGGCGGGGCUCGCGGGGUGCUGCCAGGAGCUGCACGCCCGGCUGUGGGAGCAGGGCCAGGAGGCCGAGGGGCUGCGGGCAGCGCUGGGGGCGGCGCUGCGGGCGCGGGACCAGCUGGAGGCCCGGUGGGUGCAGGAGAAGCAGCUGGAGGCGCAGAGGGUGAACGAGACCAACGCCCGGGAGGAGAGGUAUCGGGACCAGCUGUCACGCCUUCGCCAGAAGCUGGAGAGGAUGCGGCUGGGAGGAUCGGCUGGGUAACGCCCCCCCUGCCCUGGCACGCCCCCCCCCCGCCCUCCUUCCACCCCCCUGCCCUGGCAUGGCCCCCCCUUUAUCAUGAGCACCACCCCGUCCCCGAGAUAUCCUGCACUCAGAUUCCCACCACCCCCCCGUAACCUCCCCACGCCCUGCCCAGCUGGGCUGGCGGCAGCUUGGACACCCCACCCCACCCCAGACACAGCUGCAUUUGGGGGCCUGGUGAGCAGCACCCCCUCCUGGGCAGGCCGAGGGAGGGGCAGGAGGGGCUGGGUGUGUACCCCCAAAUUAACACCCUUCCCCCACCCAGACCCCCCAGGCUGGGCAUGGAGCUGGUGACGAGCGAAAACACAUCCUGCGAGGAGCUGGUGAGAGGAG